CAUGCGCAGUGUGUCUCCUGGUUAGCGCGCAGUCAGGAGCUGUAAAUGGAGUCCAGCGGUCACGCUGACGCGAUAACGCCGAGAACAGACGAAGUGUUAGCGGUGUGGUGUGAGAACGCUAUCCGUGAGCGUAAAAGCAGUGUUAGUGCCAGUUAUUAGCUUGUUAUGUGAUAGCUUAGCUUAGUGUUGUGUGCUCUAUCGCAGCUAGUUAGCUAGCAUAACUGCUACAGCGCAGCGAGGUGGGCUCGGGCUUGUCGUUCUCCUGAAGGCCUGGCUUUAGCUUAGCUUAUCUUAUAGCUUAGCUUAUCUUAGCUUAGCUUAGCAUAGCUUCCGCUAAUUACCAAAUAGUUUGUAAGAACUAGCGAUUCCUGUGUGAUUUUGAAGGCUACAGAGCACAAGGCAUGGCAGACGAGACCGCCGUUGCAAUGCAGCAAAUGUUGGACAGGAGUUGCUGGGUGUGUUUUGCCACAGAUGAGGAUGACCGCACUGCUGAGUGGGUGCGGCCGUGCCGAUGCCGUGGCUCCACCAAGUGGGUGCACCAAACCUGCCUCCAGCGCUGGGUGGACGAGAAGCAGCGGGGCAACAGCACAGCACGCGUGGCCUGUCCUCAGUGCAACGCCGAGUACCUCAUCGUCUUCCCCAAGCUGGGGCCCAUUGUGUAUGUGCUGGACCUGGCAGACAGGCUCAUCUCCAAGGCAUGCCCGUUUGCUGCCGCUGGCAUCAUGGUGGGUUCCAUCUACUGGACUGCGGUCACAUAUGGAGCAGUCACAGUGAUGCAGGUGGUUGGCCAUAAGGAGGGGCUGGACGUGAUGGAGAGGGCUGAUCCACUGUUCCUCCUUAUUGGACUGCCCACCAUCCCCGUUAUGCUCAUUCUGGGAAAGAUGAUACGCUGGGAGGACUACGUGCUGCGUCUGUGGAGGAAGUAUUCCAACAAGCUGCAGAUCCUCAACAGCAUCUUCCCAGGGAUUGGUUGUCCAGUUCCCAGAAUCCCUGCUGAGGCAAGUCCGUUAGCCGAUCAUGUAUCAGCCACUCGGAUCCUGUGUGGAGCGCUGGUGUUUCCCACCAUCGCCACCAUCGUGGGCAAGCUCAUGUUCAGCAGAGUCAACUCCAACCUGCAGAGGACCAUCCUGGGUGGCAUUGCAUUUGUGGCCAUUAAGGGUGCAUUUAAGGUGUACUUCAAACAGCAGCAGUACCUCCGCCAGGCCCAUCGUAAGAUCCUCAACUUCCCCGAGCAGGAGGAGGCCUGAGUGGCCGAGAGCCAAUGUCCACAGCCCUUUACAGACAGAGACAUCACCGAGACCUCCAUGCCACCUGCACCAUGUCGUGUGCGUGCGUGCGUGUGUGUGUGCGUGUGCUGCAGAGCGAAUACAGAUGACUGCUGCUGGAACAGGCUUUACCCCAGCUGCUACGACUUGAGGAAUGUGUAUUUGAGAGGAGAAGAGUGGACAGAGUGAUGGAUGUUGCAGCACACACUGAUGCAUUUCUGAUUCACGUAAGCUGUUCAGUCUUGUCUCUCCCUGAGAAUGUGAUUUUUUUUUUCUCUCUCUCUCUCUCUCUCCUCUCUCCAUGUGUACUAGUAAAGAUUCAGACUUUGUCUCCUGUGUUAUAAUCAGAGCUGGGAGAGGUUCCUUCUUUUCUGUAUUUUUUAGGUUGUGGUACUUUUAAAUUAAGAGUAGGACAUGUGGAAUUAUAAAAGAGUUUUAUGUGAAUAAAUGACUGAUUUUAUAAACACUACUCUGAUGGUGAGAUGGAUUAGAAAUAUUGCCUUUUGGUGAUGACUCUUUCAGUGCUGACUGGGUGACAUUAAUGAUUCAGUGACUCUGCUGUAUAAAUGUAUACUUGUAGCAGCAUGUGCUCAGCCUACAUUACAUUUUAAUAGAGAAAAACACUGGGUUUCUGGACACACAUUGAGGCUAGUCUGAAACUAAAAUUUUUAAUCUACAAUGUAUUUUCAGUUUAGACUAGUAUUAAUGUGCGUCCAGAAACCUGUCUCAGUUGUAAAAUGAUCAGAGAUGCUAUUAGAGCUGGAGUAUCACAUCUACACUAUGACUAAUGUAAAAUCUUUCUGCAAGCUUGAAAAGCCUCCAUCAGUUUGGUACAAUUAAGUUAUGAUGAAAAUGCAAAUUACUAGUCAGUUUUGAUAUUCUAGAGAAUCGUGAGAAUGUGCAACAUACAAAAAGGGACUAGGUGUCUCAUUGCUCACCCAAAAAAAAGCUUUAUUUCUAAAGAAUAAUUUAUUUGAAGGUCAGAUUUAAGAUGUUAUUUAGAACUAACAUCUCCAAGCUGACUAAUUUCUGGUGCUGUUUAAUGAUCUAAAAGAAAAUGAGUCCCUGAUGACCCCGUGAAUAAGAUUACUCUGUGAUCACAUCACCAUGUGGUUUGGAAAAUCAAACUCCCGGAAAAGCCAUUGUCUCUGAUGUAUGGACAGUGUUUCUGGGCGAGCUGCAUCACUGUCCCAACCUUCACUCACUCUUCACGAUCCUGACUACAAUGAACUGGAAGUGCUUAUUCCAUUUCUUCAUGCUAUGCCUGAAAGUUACGCUUCUUUCCAAGAUGAAGUUCCAUGGUUUACUACAGGACAGAUAGCUUGAGUGCAUUAUUAUACUGAGCGUUGUGAGAUGUUUAUCAUGCCUAAUGGAUGAUGGAUCUAAGUGACUUUCUAUCCAUGUGAUCACUACUAAUUUUGUGCAUCUGUGAUUACCAUUUAUAUAUGAUCAGAACAGAGGGAGUGUUGCUAUCAGUGUAUAACAUAAAAAUGGAGGGAUUUUUUUGGGGGGGGAAACAGCACACUAGUAACAGCUGACUGCAGUGUGAAGGAUGACAGCCCUGUGCUCAGCUUUUACAACCUGAUGCAGUCACUUCAGCCCUUAAUGCUAUGUAGCUGCUUUAGCAGGUUUUUAAUAUUACCUGGUAUAGCACUUGUUAUACACUUAACACAAUUGAUCUAAUCCAGAAAACAUGUAGAAAAUGUUCAUGCACUUAGAAAAAAUGUUUGAUAAAAGCCACUGGCUUAUCUUUAUCCAACUGGUUAUUGUCAUUUCCAGCCAAUAGUCAUUUAAUCACUGUGUCUAACAAGUUCUUUGAAUACGUUAGAAAUCUGGCUCACCAUAAUGCCAAACACAAGCAGUGAUGUAUAAAUGUAUAACUUGUAUAUACAGAAAUUGCUUCUGAAUUUACAGUUAUGGUUGAUUUGUGAAUAAAUGUAUUUUUCCAAUGCUUGA
Molecule: messenger RNA, 3221 nt
Organism: Pangasianodon hypophthalmus (striped catfish)
Lineage: Eukaryota; Metazoa; Chordata; Actinopteri; Siluriformes; Pangasiidae
Gene: marchf5
Product: membrane-associated ring finger (C3HC4) 5
Exons: 6
Coding region: 402-1247 (281 amino acids)
Molecular function (GO): zinc ion binding
Source: RefSeq, a predicted model, not a curated record